AGUACCUGCGGUAGACCACGUGGGUUGGAACCCGGACGAGCGCAAAAGGGCUAUACUAUAGGCCCUGCUCAAGAAAGGAAAAAAAGAAAAAAUAUUCCUUUUCCGUAUCAAUUUUCUUAUCCCUUUUCCGCUCUGUCGUUUUCUCUCUCUACCAUGCCACUCCCCUUAUCCAAAGCCAUCCUCUUCCUCCACUCUUCAAAACCAAAAUCCCCAAUUCCAAUGGCGAAUCUCUCAUCCAAUUCCAAUUUUGCGGCUCCAAAUCCUCCGUCCAAAGCUCGCCUCAGAGGCGUCGUCUUCGACAUGGACGGAACUCUAACCGUUCCGACCAUCGAUUUCCCGGCGAUGUACAGAGCGGUGCUCGGCGACGAAGAGUACUUUAGGAUCAAGGCCAAGAAUCCCUCUGGAAUCGAUAUCUUGCACCAAAUCGAGAAUUGGAGCCCCGAGAAGCAGCGAAAGGCGAUCGAAACCAUCGCCGAUUUCGAGCGCCAGGGACUCGAUCGCCUCCAGAUCAUGCCAGGUGCCGCGGAACUUUGCAGUUUUCUCGAUUCUAAAGGCAUAAGAUUUAAACUUUUGGAUAAACAAGUCAACAACGUGCAAGGGUUAAUCACGCGCAAUGUUAAGGCUGCAGUGGACUUGUUUCAUGAACGUUUUGGGAUAAGAUUUUCUCCAGCUCUAAGCAGGGAAUUUCGUCCUUUCAAGCCAGACCCAGCUCCGCUUCUACAUAUAUGUUCAGCCUGGGAUGUUCAGCCUAGUGAAGUGAUGAUGGUUGGUGACAGUCUUAAAGAUGAUGUAAAAUGUGGUAAGCAAGCAGGAGCAUUUGCAUGCUUGCUUGAUGAAGAUGGAAGGUACGAUUCUCCAAAAUAUGCCAAUGUGGAACACAAACCAGAUUUCAAAGUGUCUUCCCUUGCUGAAGUUCACACACUAUUGGAUACAUGUUUUCAUCUGGCACCUUGAUCUCCAAUGUCAUUGCAACAAAAUUUUUAAAGGAAGCAUUUUAUGGAAGAACCAUGUGGAAGUACUUGUUGGAUGGUUUAUCCCCUGUUUCCUAUAAACGUUUUGCUCAUCAGCAGAUGCUUAUGAGGCAUUGAGGUACAACUAGUGUCUUUUGUCUUUUUGGUGGGACUAGUCAUGGAUGGUGCCCUAGUAAUCAAACAUAUCAGUCGAUGCGUUCACGCUUUUGGGUUGAGUCAUGUUGUUGUACUUGUAUAUGUAGAUGCAUCUUUUUUUACAUGGUCUUGUGUAGGGCUAUGUUGUCACACUUCUAUGAAAACAAAGCCCACCACGGGGAAGAAAAUUCUUUGAAAA
Morus notabilis is the source of this 1305-nucleotide messenger RNA. Its product is annotated as haloacid dehalogenase-like hydrolase domain-containing protein At2g33255. The record is from RefSeq and is a predicted model, not a curated record. The coding region runs from base 154 to 954 and encodes 266 amino acids. NCBI's taxonomy places the organism in Eukaryota, Viridiplantae, Streptophyta, Magnoliopsida, Rosales, Moraceae. The transcript is spliced from 6 exons.